UAUAUACAAUAAUAUCACAUGUAAACUUUCUCUCUGUUUUCUCUUCUUCUCUCGUUCUCAUAUUCUUUUGUUUUUUCUUUCUUUCCUUGCUUCAUCUCCCUGUAAUGCAAAGCAAAACAAGGCCUAUUCUUAAGUCUUUUUAAUUAUCGAUUUCCCUCUCAAGGUUUCUUCACAGAGGUGCGAGAUUUCUUCAAACCUUCAUCGCUCUGUGUUCGCUCGGGUCUUCCAAAGCUUCACCUUGAAGGGAUUUGCGCCUCUGGAACUCCAAACGAUCUCUAUUCUUGUUCGCAAUGAUUUGUUCUCUGAAGGUGAUCUAUUGAAGAGGUUCGAAUUGAAUUCUCUUGGGUUAGAUCUACUCAGUCGUUCAAGUUUCAGGGUGAAGUUUCCAAGCGAUUGUUUUGAAGAUUCUGAACCGACGACGUGCGUUUCUUGGAUUUUCAUUUUUAAUCGGGGUUUUGUUUUUAACACGAAACAUGGUUUGUUGAAGAGGAGUUUUCUGCACAGAUGAAAAGGUCUAGAGAAGACGUUUACAUGGGCUCUCAACUCAAACGACCCCUCGUUUCCUCUCGAGGGGAAGCCUCCGGGCAACCCCAAGUCCCUAGAGGCGGAGGAGGUGCAGUUGGAGGAGGUGGCGGAGGAGGAGGAAGUGGAGGGGGAGAAGGUGCACAGAAACUAACAACAAACGAUGCCCUAGCCUAUCUUAAGGCGGUCAAGGACAUUUUUCAGGAUAAAAGGGAAAAAUAUGACGAGUUUCUUGAGGUCAUGAAAGAUUUCAAGGCCCAGAGAAUUGACACUACUGGGGUCAUAUCAAGGGUGAAAGAAUUAUUCAAAGGGCAUAGGGACUUAAUUUUAGGCUUCAAUACCUUCUUGCCAAAGGGGUAUGAGAUCACCCUCCCACUUGAGGAUGAAACUCCACCAAAGAAGCCUGUUGAGUUUGAAGAAGCAAUAAAUUUUGUAAACAAGAUCAAGACACGGUUCCAAAAUGAUGAUCAUGUAUACAAAUCAUUCUUAGACAUUCUAAAUAUGUACCGAAAGGAGAACAAGUCCAUUACUGAGGUCUAUCAGGAGGUGGCUACUCUUUUCCAUGACCAUCCUGAUUUGCUCAGUGAGUUCACACACUUUCUACCUGAUUCAUCAGCAACAGUGCCCACACAGCAUCUUCCAUCAGGCAGAAAUUCUUUUCUUCGCCGUGACGAGCGAAGCACUGCCAUGCCUACGUUGCGGCAAAUUCAUGUGGAUAAGAAGGAGAGGACAUUUACUUCUCAUGCUGAUCGUGAUCUAAGUGUUGACCGUCCUGAUACAGACCAUGAUAGAACAGUCAUGAAAGGGGAUAAAGAGCAGAGAAGGCGCUCUGAAAAGGACAAGGAGAGGAAGGAUGAUAGGGAUAGGAGAGACCGUGAUCGGGAUGAUAAGGAUACCGAGCAUGAAAGCAGUAGGGACUUCAACAGCGUGUCACGUCUUACCCAUAAACGGAAAUCUUCUCGGAGGGUUGAAGACUCCAUAGCUGAGCAGAUAAGCCAAGGUGGGGAAGGUGCUGAAAAUUUUGGAAUGCAUGCCGUAUCAUCUUCUUUUGAUGAUAAAAAUGCCUUGAAAAGUGCAUACAGCCAAGAAUUUACUUUUUGUGAGAAAGUUAAGGAGAAACUGCGUAAUUCUGAUGAUUAUCAGGAAUUCUUGAAAUGCCUUCAUAUUUAUAGCACAGAAAUAAUCACAAGAUCUGAACUGCAAACUUUGAUGGGUGAUUUGCUUGGAAAAUAUCCAGAUCUUAUGGAUGGGUUCAAUGAAUUUUUGACCCAUUGUGAGAAGAUUGAUGGAUUUCUUGCUGGUGUUAUGAGUAAAAAAUCAUUGUGGAAUGAAGGACACUUACCCAGACCAGUGAAAGUAGAAGACAAGGAAAAAGACAGGGAGCGGGAAAGGGAUGAUAGGGAGAAAGAUAGAGACCGUGAAAGAGAGAGGGAUAAAGAAAGGGAAAGGCAUGACAAGGGUGUUGGGGGUCACAAGGUUCCUUUGUAUUCAAACAAGGAGAAGUUUAUAGCUAAACCCAUUUCAGAGCUUGACCUCUCUAAUUGUCAACGCUGUACUCCCAGUUACCGGCUUCUGCCAAAGAAUUAUCCUAUACCUUCGUCAAGUCAUAGAACAGAUCUUGGUUAUCAAGUAUUGAAUGAUCAUUGGGUGUCAGUGACUUCAGGUAGUGAGGACUACUCUUUUAAACACAUGCGCAAAAAUCAGUAUGAAGAAAGCCUGUUCAGAUGUGAAGAUGAUAGGUUUGAGCUGGACAUGUUGUUGGAAUCAGUUAAUGUAACUACUAAGCGUGUAGAGGAGUUAUUAGACAAGCUCAAUGACAAUACAAUUAUACCAGACAGUCCAAUUCGUGUGGAGGAUUACUUUACAGCUUUAAAUUUAAGGUGCAUUGAACGCCUGUAUGGUGACCAUGGGCUGGAUGUGAUGGAUGUGUUGCGAAAGAAUGCUCCCCUUGCAUUGCCUGUCAUAUUAACUCGCUUGAAGCAGAAACAAGAGGAAUGGACAAGGUGUCGUGCAGAUUUUAAUAAAGUUUGGGCUGAAAUAUAUGCUAAGAACUAUCACAAAUCACUUGAUCACCGAAGCUUCUAUUUCAAGCAACAGGAUACAAAGAGUUUGAGUACGAAGGCCUUAUUAGCUGAGAUUAAAGAAAUUAAUGAGAAGAAGCGGAAGGAGGAUGAUGUUCUUCUUGCUAUUGCUGCUGGAAACAGACGACCUAUAAUUCCAAAUCUGGAAUUUGAGUACUCUGAUUCUGACAUUCCUGAAGAUUUAUACCAGCUAAUCAAAUAUUCAUGUGGAGAGGUUUGCACAACAACAGAACAGUUGGACAAAGUGAUGAAGAUUUGGACAACAUUCUUGGAACCCAUCUUGGGUGUUCCUCCUCGGCCACAGGGUGCUGAAGAUACUGAAGAUGUUGUAAAAGCUAAAAACAAUACUGUCAAAAGUAGUGUAGCAAGCAGAGAAAGUGAUGGGAGUCCUGGAGCUGAUGCUGCUGUUACAAAUUCCAAGCAAUUAAACCCUACUAGCAAUGGAGAUGACAGUACUGCACCAGAAAAAGCAAGUUCAUGCAGGGAUAGGCUGGCAAAUGGGGAUACUUCUGCCAAAGAAGAUAGCCUUCAUGAUGCAGAUCGAGUUGCCCGUAGAAAUGAUACAUGCAAUACUCCUCAGAAUGGAAAAGUGCAGAAUAAUGCCCUUAUGACAGAUGAAAUGUCUGGAGUUAACAUACAGGCUACAUCUAAUGAACGGCUAACCAAUUCUAACACAUCACUUGCUGCUAGAGCAGAACAAAAUCUUGGUAGAUCCAAUAUGGAAAUCACAUCAGGUCUUAGCGGACCUCCUUCCAGACCUGGUCAAACUGCAAAUGAGGGUGGGAAUGAGCCCAAGCUUAGUACUGAUGUUCCACCAUCAUCUGAGGGUGGUGACAAUGCAAGACCCACUGUACCAGCCAAUGGGGUAAUAACAGAUGGCUCUAAAGUCCAUAGAUAUCAUGAAGAAUCUGUUGGACACUUAAAAGUUGAGAGAGAAGAGGGUGAGUUAUCCCCCCCUAAUGAGGAUUUUGAAGAAGAUAACUUUGUUGGCUAUGGAGAUGCUGGUAUUGAUGCAGUGCCUAAGGCAAAGGAUACUGCUACAAGUAGGCAAUAUCAAACAAGGCAUGGAGAAGAAGAAGAAAUAUGCUGUGGCGAGGCAGGAGGAGAAAAUGAUGCAGAUGCUGAUGAUGAGGGUGAAGAAAGUGCUCAAAGGUCAACAGAGGACAGUGAGAAUGCCUCUGAAGCUGGUGAUGUUUCUGGUAGUGAGUCAGGUGAUGGUGAAGAGUGCUCCCAUGAAGAUCAUGAAGAGGAGGAAGAUGUUGACCAUGAUGAGCAUGACAAUAAGGCUGAAAGUGAAGGAGAGGCUGAGGGGAUGGCUGAUGCACAUGAUGUUGAAGGAGAUAGUAUCUCAUUGCCAUUUUCAGAACGUUUUCUGAUGAGGGUGAAGCCUCUGGCAAAAUAUGUCCCUUCUGUUCUACAGGACAAAGAAAAGAAGGAUUCACGAAUUUUUUAUGGAAAUGAUUCCUUCUAUGUGCUUUUUAGGCUUCAUCAAACACUGUAUGAGAGAAUUCUAUCAGCAAAGAUGAAUUCAUCAACUGCUGAAAAAAAAUGGAGAACUUCAAAGGACACAAGCCCUCCUGAUCUCUAUGCCAGAUUUAUGAGUGCAUUAUACAGUUUGCUUGAUGGUUCUGCUGAUAAUACAAAGUUCGAGGAUGAUUGCCGAGCUAUUAUUGGAACUCAAUCAUAUGUUCUGUUUACAUUAGAUAAGUUGAUAUAUAAACUUGUCAAACAGCUUCAAACAGUUGCAACUGAUGAGAUGGACAACAAGCUUCUUCAACUAUAUGCAUAUGAAAAAUCAAGGCAGCCUGGGAGAUUUAUUGAUUUAGUUUAUCAUGAAAAUGCACGUGUUCUUCUUCAUGAAGAGAACAUAUAUCGAUUUGAAUGUUCAUCAAGUCCCAGUCCCACCCGUUUGUCCAUCCAGUUGAUGGACUAUGGGCAUGAAAAGCCUGAAGUCACUGCUGUUUCCAUGGAACCGAACUUUUCAGCUUAUCUGCACAAUGACUUCCUGUCAGUUGCUCCUGACAGAAAGGAGAUGCAUGGUGUAUUCCUUGAAAGAAACAAACGCAAAAGUUCAAGUGAUGAUGAAUUUUCUACUACAUGCAAAGCUCUCGAGGGAGUUACAGUGGUCAAUGGUCUGGAGUGUAAGAUAGCUUGUAAUUCAUCGAAGGUCUCCUAUGUGCUUGAUACAGAAGAUUUCUUGUUUCGAAAGAGAAGAAAAAAGAGAUGUUUAUCUACGGGCAUCUCUUCUUGCCACGACCAAGCAAAGGUAUCGAAUGGUUAUGCUGUAAGAGUACAGCGGUUCCACAGAUUGCUAUCUGGUUCCUAGUAUGCCUUGCUGGGAUAUCAAAGGUACCUCCCAUGGGGUUGUGGAUUAUUGCUGCUGCCAAUCUCUCUACUAAAACGCUUUCCCGAAGGCAUCUCUCCCUCGCAUUGGUUUUUUCGCGAUAACAACCUAGGAGAAGUGGGAAAGGGUCGUAAAAUCUGGUGGUAUCCUGUAAUUUCGCGUCAGUGGGCAUUUGGAGCCACUUCUGUAAAUAGGGUUUUAUCCUGAUGUAAAACUGAGAGAUAUAUCUUCAUUUCAUUGGUUUACUGUUUUUUCCACCCAGAAACGAACGACAGCCUCUGUUAUUUUUCCUGUUGUUGCAAUUGGUGUAAAUACUCCCUGUGGUCCGUAAGCCAACUAACCCGCUUGAGUAUACAAGUUGAAGGAGAAUUGAAUUGAAACUUGUUUUUUCCCCAUCAUAGGCAGUGAAAUAAUCAGUAAUGAAGCAUUUUCUGUGUUUUUUAUUCA
Nelumbo nucifera (sacred lotus) is the source of this 5394-nucleotide messenger RNA. Its product is annotated as paired amphipathic helix protein Sin3-like 4. Gene Ontology annotation, biological process: negative regulation of transcription by RNA polymerase II. Gene Ontology annotation, molecular function: transcription corepressor activity. Gene Ontology annotation, cellular component: chromatin; histone deacetylase complex. Lineage: Eukaryota; Viridiplantae; Streptophyta; Magnoliopsida; Proteales; Nelumbonaceae. The record is from RefSeq and is a predicted model, not a curated record.